Oncorhynchus keta (chum salmon) is the source of this 2148-nucleotide messenger RNA. RefSeq names its product perilipin-2-like. Gene Ontology annotation, cellular component: cytosol; lipid droplet. The transcript is spliced from 8 exons. Gene Ontology annotation, biological process: positive regulation of triglyceride storage; lipid storage. The coding region runs from base 211 to 1623 and encodes 470 amino acids. The record is from RefSeq and is a predicted model, not a curated record. NCBI's taxonomy places the organism in Eukaryota, Metazoa, Chordata, Actinopteri, Salmoniformes, Salmonidae.
CAACAGGCCACUGUGCAAUAGCAAGCAGUAGUUUUCCCAUGGUCCAGCUAGCUAGCUUUUGUUGUAGGCUAGUUUGCAGAGGCUGCAGCAGGUGUUAUCGAAGUAAAUGUUGUUGCUAAUUUGUUAGCUUGUCCUUUUUCAAGAAUAACUUUCAACAAGAAGUUAAGUUUCAAAUUAUCAUCAUCUGAAAUUAAAGAAACAUCCUGCACAAUGGCAGACAGCGAGAAGUCUGAGCCCAGUGCAGCAGCCAUAGCCCAGCCAGCUGAUGGAGACCAGCAGAGUGUUGUGUCCCGUGUAGGUAGCAUCCCCCUGGUGAGCUCUGCUUGUGGUGUAGUGUCCAACGCCUACAGCAGCACUAAGGACAGCGUUCCCCUUCUGAAGGGGGUCAUGGAUGCUGCCGAGAGCGGGGUGCGCACCCUGGGGGCAGCCGCCACCACCAGCUCCAAGCCACUCCUGGACAGACUGGAGCCACAGAUUUCUGUGGUGAAUCAAUAUGCCAUGAUGGGACUAGACAAGGUGGAAAAACUACAAAUCCUCCAGCAGCCAGCUGACAAGCUGGUUUCAGACACAGUGGGCAUGAUGUACCAGUCUGUUAGCGGGGCAAAAGAGGCCAUGGCUGGAGCCAAGGACACCAUGACUGGGGCUGUAUUGGGGGCAAAGGAGUCAAUAACUGGGGCUGUGACCGGGGCCAAGGAAACCAUGGCUGGGGCCAAGGAGACCAUGACUGGGGCUAUGAUGGCUGCAGUGUUUGGGGGUGUGGAGAUGACCCAAGCAGCAGCCAGUGGAUGGUUCAGCUCAUUCAUGGGGACCGGUGUGGGCCAAAUGGUCAGCAGUGGGGUGGGCCUGGCCCUCAGCCACUCUGAGAACUUGGUGGACCAGAUCCUGCCUCUCAGCGACAGAGAGCUAGCUGCUUUGGCCGAGCCUGCAACAGGUGAGGUGGCUACUGCACCAGUGGUGGGCUCUAGCCCAUCUAGCCCCAGCUACUUUAUCCGUCUGGGCAAGCUAUCCUCCAAGGUGCAGGAGCGGGCCCUGGAGCAGUCCCUGGUGAGAGCCCGGUACGCCAGAGACACUACAUAUGCCACCAUAACCCAGAUCACCAGCACCUUGGACCUGCUGGAGAAUGCCCGCUCCACCCUGGCUGCUGCCAACCACCAGCUGGAAGGGGCACCAGAGCAGCUGCUGCAGCGCUGGAAGGAGUGGCAGGAGAAACAGCCUAAAGAUGGACAAGUAGAUGGCGGGAAGGUGGAUGGUCCCAAAGACCAGACUGCGUUGGAGUGGCGAACCCUCUCGAUGGUGCGUGGUCUCAGUGGCCAGUUGCGGUCUGCCUGCUCUGGUGUGGUGUCCAGCGCCCAGGGCCUGCCCAGUGCGGUCCAGGACCAGCUGGCAAAUGCACAGAAAGCAGCUGAAGAACUGCACUCCUCCCUGGGCAACGCUAGCACCCUCACACCCCACCUCCUGGAACAGACCCGUUAUCAUCUAACACAGGUGCGACAUUCUCUAGAUGGCGUAAUGGAGUAUCUGCUCAAUAACACUCCUCUCAACUGGCUGGUGGGACCCUUUGCACCCCAGCUCACUGAGAAGGGGGAGGACAGGCAGGCUGUGGAUAAAGGCCCUCAGACCUAGGCUUGGUUUGAGGACCGACCGGUUGGAGUAGAUUACUUCAAAAAGGCUUGCACUUCAUCUGCUUUCAGUGACCGAGGCCAUAGAUUAACAUGUUGCUGGCAUGGUGUGUUCAUUUUUUUGUACAGAGCAGUAAAUGAUGCACUUACUGCACACACUUGUGAUAAUAACAUGGUACAUACAUAUGUGAAUCACAAUACUGUUUUUGAAUCACAAUACUGUUUUGUAUAUUCUCCAGAAGGGGAUGACUACUAAAAUGGCCAUAUUUGUGCUGUAAAUCACACUCCAAUCUGUGAAUGUUAAGGAACCAUUUAAAACCAACUAAUUUUGUUUUUCUGUAACACUAACUGUACAAAAUGCUGUAUAAACCCCACGUGACUGAUCUUUAAUCCUUAAAAAUGUACGAAAAGGGGUCAUGACAAAUUGGUGUGAUAUUUCUGUGCUCUCCUCUGUAUGUGUAUGCAUCUGAAAGAUCUCUUGCUGUUGUUCUUGAUUGCUAAUGUGGUCAAUAAAGUAUUGUUGACUCUC